AUGCAGGAAAACGCAACACAAGACUUGGAGUUUCAUCCGGCCAGCAGAGGCGCUCGCACUCUCUAUGGCCAGGCGUGCGUCAACUGCUCCAGAUCGAAAUGUAAAUGUGUCUCCCGACCCGCCGGCGGCGCAUGUGAGCGGUGUCACCGCUUGCAAAAGUCAUGUCAGCCGAGCUUCUAUGCAAGAAAGCGCCCCAAGAAACGACUCUACAGCCAGACGGCACGUUUGGAAGAGAAGCUUGACGGGCUCAUGACUAUGCUGCAACAGUCCAGGCAGCACAGCAUUCACACCAAUGCCAGCUCAGAUAUGAAGGUUCCAAGGACCCCUGACCCCUCAACCUCAGCAGGAGGCGAGCCAUCAGAACUCGGAGACACUUGCAGCGUAGGGUCCGGUUUGUUGCCUCAAAUCGAUAACUGCGAGGCUGGGGGCACGUCACUGUUCAUGAAAACGCAGAUGUGUGACGUUAAGACUGUAGCUGAUGAGCUACCUUCGGAAGAUGAGGCGCAAGCCCUGUUUGAGUCGUUUCGGGAUCAAAAUUUGAAAUACUUUCCGUUCUUGCACUUUAAGAAAACGGUUACAUCGAAGGAACUGCGGGAAGAGCGGCCAUUUCUAUGGCUUUGUAUUAUUACGGUGACUACGCGGCUCCCAAAACAACAAAUCGCGUGGGGACAGCGAGUGCGACAAGCAGUUGCACAAAAGUUAAUUAAUGAGAACGAGAAGAAUAUUGAGUAUUUUCUUGGACUCUUGAUCAUACUUAGUUGGCCGAGUCAUUAUCUAGGAGAUAGGUCUUUCACAAGCUUAAUGUGUCAGAUUGCUAAAGCACUUUACUUUGACUUGGGGCUAUACACGGAACCACUUGCAUCCUCUAGUCCUUUGUUCCGCUGGAAGACAGCUCAAGAAAACGGGGGUAAAGUGAAGACCUUAUUUCAGGAUCCUUUCCCGAAGUCUCAGCUGCCGCGUACGAUGGAGCAACGGAGAGCCAUCGUCGCUUGCUACGUAAUCACAUCAAUAAUCUCCGAUGUUAUUGAGAAGAAUGACGCGUUGCGCUGGAGCCCCCAUAUGAAUGAGUGUCUUACUAUCCUCGAUGAGCAGUCUGAGGUCCCUUCAGAUCGAAUUUUAGCCGCAUUGACCAGGAUACAACUGCUCAGCGAGGAAGCCAGAAGCCACACAUUACAGCUUAACGUUUCCUUCGACGAGUUUAACAACCUUAGAACGCCAGCAUCCACGUAUGCUAGGCUUCUGCAAGACCGACUUCAAUGUAUCAUUCGAAAUUUGCCACCAGAGUUGCAAUCCGCAGAUAUUAUCAUCUCCCAAAUUCACUAUACCGAGCUUGUGAUCCAGGAAAUUGCUCUGCCAACUAGAAACAAAGUUGACAGCUCCGCCAGCCUUCCUGACAUAGCCCGCCUCAACAGCCUUUAUAUGUGUUUGCACUACAUUAAAGCUUGGUUCGGACACUUCUACACAAUACCCCCAGCAGCAUACUAUGCCAUCUCUUAUCCUUUCUUCGCAAGACUCCGUCUCUGUUUUACCUCGCUCUAUCGACUCUCCAUACUUGAAGAUCCGGUAUGGGAUCGCAUGAGCGCUCGCAACACAAUAGACCUCAUCACCACAUUAGAUGAGGUCGGAGACCGAUUCAUGAGGGCAGGUAACGGAGCAGGUUCAAAAUCCGAGGUCGGGGUGGGAAACGGAUUCGCCAAGGCUGCUGAAAGCAUUAGCGUGCUCAAGGAAUUAUGUGAGAUUGCCCUCGCCCCUUUAGAUACGAGUAUGGACCCUGCGGCUGCGCUGUCUUGUGUUGCCAGUACAGAUAUGCUUGAUACUGUAGCACUGCCGCCGCCGCCGCCGCCGCCACCGCUAGCAGGCGGUGCCGGAGAAGUAAAAGGGUAUCAGCUUGGGAUGAACCCGACGGACUGGCGAUGGUCUACAGACCCUUUUACUUCAUUCGAUUUUUGA
This is a messenger RNA of Colletotrichum truncatum, 1950 nucleotides long. RefSeq names its product zn 2cys6 transcription factor. Gene Ontology annotation, cellular component: nucleus. Gene Ontology annotation, biological process: regulation of DNA-templated transcription. Gene Ontology annotation, molecular function: DNA-binding transcription factor activity, RNA polymerase II-specific; transcription cis-regulatory region binding. NCBI's taxonomy places the organism in Eukaryota, Fungi, Ascomycota, Sordariomycetes, Glomerellales, Glomerellaceae. The record is from RefSeq and is a predicted model, not a curated record.